Cajanus cajan (pigeon pea) is the source of this 1607-nucleotide messenger RNA. Its product is annotated as alpha/beta-Hydrolases superfamily protein. NCBI's taxonomy places the organism in Eukaryota, Viridiplantae, Streptophyta, Magnoliopsida, Fabales, Fabaceae. The record is from RefSeq and is a predicted model, not a curated record.
AACUUCACAUCAAGGGGUCCAUACCAUAGAUUAGAAGGCAUGUGCCUGCAAUCCCAAUAAUGCAAAGUCAUAGCUGGAAUUGAAGGAUAGUCAUGGCAUUGGCAUUGGCAUAGGUUGCGAAUUAGCUUUAGCCAUGAAAGGCGUCUUUUCGGCGCCCGGUGAUUACGUACACUUCAAAUCCCAAGUUCCUCUUCACAAAAUCCCAAUUGGCACUAAGCAGUGGCGAUAUUACGAUUUCGGUCCAAAAGUUGUACCUCCGCUUAUAUGUCUUCCCGGAACGGCGGGAACCGCUGAUGUAUACUAUAAACAGAUCAUGUCGUUAUCUAUGAAGGGUUACCGUGUCAUAUCUGUUGACAUACCUCGCGUGUGGAAUAAUACUGAGUGGAUUCAAGCAUUUGAAAAGUUCUUGGAUGCUAUUGAUGUACACCAUAUACAUCUUUAUGGUACAUCACUUGGUGGCUUCCUAGCACAGCUCUUUGCUCAGCAUCGUCCUAGAAGAGUCCGGUCAUUAGUUCUAUCAAACACAUUUUUGGAGACACGAAGUUUCUCUGCUGCAAUGCCAUGGGCUCCCAUUGUUAGUUGGACUCCUUCCUUUUUGCUGAAGCGGUAUGUCUUAACAGGAAUUCGUGAUGGUCCCCAUGAACCAUUUAUUGCAGACUCAGUAGACUUUGUUGUUUCUCAGGUGGAAACCCUCUCUAGAGAAGACUUGGCUUCCAGAUUGUCACUGACAACUGAUGAUGCUUCAGUGGGACCUCUUCUUGUUUCGGAUUCAUGUAUCACUAUAAUGGAUACUAAUGACUACUGUGCAAUUCCCCAACAACUUAAAGAUCAACUGGGUGAAAGGUAUCCUGAGGCAAGGCGUGCACAUUUGAAAACAGGUGGAGAUUUUCCUUUUCUUUCAAGACCGGAUGAAGUCAACUUGCAUCUUCAGUUACACCUUAGGCGCGUUGGUGUGGAAGCUCGGCCAGAUUUGGUUCACAACAUUCCUAAAGGUGAUCUUGGAGGAAGUCCUAGCAAAGAAAAUAACGGAGAUGACUCUGACAAGUCACAUGAGGAUGAUAGGGGAGGCUCUGAAAAUCCACCUGCUGACUAUGAGAUAAAUCCUACCCCUGAAAGCUCAGGAUCCCGUAAUUUAGACAAGCAGCCACUCGAUAGUUCAGAAUGUUGCCACUUGGAUCAUGAACUCACCUUACAUGUCUUUCCUGAUGGAUUCACAAAGGAAAAGCACAUUGUGCCUCCAGGAACUCCUGUACAUUUCGUGGGGGGAUAUAUUGUUCUUUUUCAUCUUCUUCGUUACAUAAGUUCUCUGUACAUUAUCUGGAACUAUUCUUUGGAAUUUAGGCAAGUUGUGUAAGUCGGAAUUCUUUUGGAUAUAUUUUGUAUCAUAAGAACCACAAUUUGUGGACUGGGUUUCUGAGUUCCUUUGCCUGGAUGAACUUGAGUCUUGAGAUAGCUCAUAGCUACUUUGCAAGUUAUUUGCAAUUUGGAGUUAGGGUUUAAACUGUCAACAAUCAAAUUUUAUAUUUCGUGUUUUAAAUUCCUUCGUGAGGUGAGAUGGUUUGUGAAAUUUUAGCUGUCUCUCUCUGAAGUCGGAGAGUGUUCAUGUA